AUUUCAGUGUAGUUGUCCGAGAAGGUUUAGGUUUGAUAACAUUUAGGCAGACAUGUAAUAGUAGGCUACGUUAAGUUUGCUAACGUUAACGUUAGUUAAACAUAGGCUAACUGUUGAUUCUUUGGUUCACUGUUUGUUUUGUAACGUUAUACCUAACAUGGCUUAACUGCGUGAAAGUAUUCAGAUUAAAAGCCCGAGCAAUUUUAGCAUUAAGAAACCAGAGAACAUUAGCCACCACCAUUUGAAGUUCUAAUAGCCUACCGUUAGCUUCUCAGAGACUUGGGAAGAUACCAGCAAAAUAUCGGAUCAUUCUUGAAAGGGAUAAACUAAUAUAAAUAUCAAUAAGGAGAAACGCAGCGAAGCGAUAUAAUGCGCUACCUGUAAUUGCAUGGUCUUGCCUUGUCUAGAGUUUGAAACGUAUGAACCAUCAUCAUAUGGCUGCAGUGUCACCUUUGACCUGUGCAUACUGAAUAGGCUGCUUUGUUUACGUAGUAAACAAAAUUACGCAAAACAAUUUGCGUGCUAGUUCUAAGCAGACAUGUUACGAUCGUACUAGAAGGGCAACUCUCAUACACGCAAUUCUGCUGACCUUCAUAAUGCAUAUCAAAUGAAGAAAACGUGUGGCAUGUAAACAAAAGCCGUGGGGAAGAUGGAAUAUCAGCAGCCUAAGAGAAGGCGCCGCCCCAGAUUCACAGAUGACGAGCUUUUUGCCCUGGUGUCUGCUGUGUCUGAAAAUCAAGAUGUUUUGUUUGGGAACCUUCAUUUGGACAUUGGCCGUCAAGCCGUUGGCCGUUUGAAGACUAAUGCUUGGCAGAACGUGACCGAUGCGGUCAACAGUAUCAGCGAAGUGCAGCGGAGCGCAUUCGAAGUUAGGACAAAGUACAAGUACUUCAAGUAUGAUGUGACCAAAAAAGCUACCAAUGAGAGGAGCCACCAAGAAGGAACAGAUGGAUGCCUGUCUAAGAAGAUUUGCUACACCCCUGCUGAGAAGGCCUUGCGGAGUCUCCUAGAGGUGCACUCACUAUUGGGGGCCCCUGAGGGGCCUUUUAUAAAUGACGUGAUGACACUGGUUGUGGAAGAUGAUUCACAUUCGCCAGAGCCGGCGAAACCACUGGAGUUGCCUUCUUUCUCUGCUCCUGCGGUAGGGCUCCCGGCGAAACCACUGGAGCCGGCGAAACCAUUGGAGUUGCCUUCUUUCUCUGCUGCUGCAGUAGGGCUCCCAGCCGAAGAGCCAGAACCGCCAACAGUCACUACGGCAACAUCUACAUCACAAGCACCAACAACGAAUCAUCGAUUUUCAAGGCGACGGAGACCAAGGCGGAGCCUUAACCAGCACCAAAGGCAGCGUCCUGGCCGUCAGAGAACGAUGAAGGAAAUGCUUGUGGUUCAAACACAAAUAAGAGAUUUGCUGCAGGAUAUGAACAACACCAUAGCCACUGGAUUCAGAGAUAUAGCAGCGGCUAUCAGAUCUGUGGCAGACAGAAACAGUCCUCCUACAUGAGUUAGAGGUGGAGCCCUCGACUUGGUUUUGGAGGGCUGGCGUAUGUGAUCAAACAUCAUAUUUUGUAAACAGAAUUUUUGGAGUAACCAUCAGAAAUGAUUAGCAUCUCAAUAACCGCACUUUCACUCUCUUAUGUCGUUUUGUAUAUUUCCUUUUCAUGCAUGUAAUCCUGUUAUCCUGUCCUAUAAUAUCUAUGCCACAUGCCCCGUGACACAAGCACCAUUCUCCUCCAUUCAUUCAUCCGUCGGUCAGCCCACACUACACCGUAUCCAUAAGGUAUCAGUGAACAUUUAUCUCAAUAUAGGUGCUAUAGGCAUCCCAAGACUAUUUGUAAAGAAUAUCUAAGCUCAAUUUCAGACAUUCUGAUGGACACUAUUCAAUCAUUUUUUUCAACUGAUGCACAUACAGUAUGUCUCUUAUUUUUGGCCUUACUUUUUUACUUGCAUGUAAUCUUUUCUUUUUACAUUUCUUGUACUGUCAUUUUUUUGUGCAUUACAUAAAGUGUAUGCCCAUUUCAGUUUGAAUGAAACUUGGUUUAGAAAUAUGCUAUUGUACGUACACAAAAAUAUUUCAAAUCACGUUGUGCACUAAAUUGCCUUCACUUCCCUUGGGACUCAGGAAUCAAGGCAGGCUUAGCGUAUAAAGCAAACAAGAUAAUUGACUAGGAUUAUAUUAGGAAACAAAUCAUUUAGUAGACAACAACGUGAUACACAACUGAGAGAGUUCUUUCUCAGACCUCAUGUCAUUGCAUACACUGAGAAAGUUGUUUUUAGAUGGAACAGUCAUAUGUCUGAACUUGACGUCAUCUUGGUUGUAGCUGUCCUCCGUCCUAAUUAGUCAAAUGAGGGUCCAAUUUGGUUUCAGUCCACUUGAUGUGAACUACUGAACUGUUCUACACUUUACACUGAUCUCAGGUCAGGAUUUUAGUUAUGAAUCAGAAUUUUUUAGAAGUUUAUCUUUACACACUCAAGAAAUUAUUUCUCUCAGUUCUUAAGCUUUAUCCUUUACUUGUUCUGUCUUAACUUUACCUUUUAAACAUUUGUAUUGCCCUUUUAUUUUUAUGCCUUUAUGUACUAUUAUUCUUUGCUUUUGUUUAUGUAAAGCACAUUGAAUUCCCCCUUUGUAUGGAAUGUGCUAUAUAAAUAAACUUGCUUUGCCUUG
This is a messenger RNA of Sardina pilchardus (European sardine), 2662 nucleotides long. RefSeq lists its product as uncharacterized. Lineage: Eukaryota; Metazoa; Chordata; Actinopteri; Clupeiformes; Clupeidae. The coding region runs from base 650 to 1501 and encodes 283 amino acids. The record is from RefSeq and is a predicted model, not a curated record. The transcript is spliced from 3 exons.